AUGGCGUUCGUCAACACAGCGGGGCGGGGAAAAUUUCAGGCAGUGGCACUUUUAAUGGUGGGUGACAAGUCGGCGAUUUUCCAGUGCGUUGUGAAAGGAUACCGGGACACCCUUUUCCUCCAUAGCAACCGCCAAUUUGUCCGAGAAUGCUACAUCUACGGCACCGUUGAUUUCAUCUUCGGCAACGCCGCCGCCGUCGUUCAGAAGUGCACAAUUCUCGUCAGAAAGCCCCUCAAAGGCCAGGAAAACGUCGUAGUCGCCCAAGGAAGAACAGAUCCCAACCAAAAUACAGGCAUUAUAUUUCAUGCUACUGAAGCAUCGGCAGCUCCUGAUUUAGUUCCAGUUCAACGGAAUUUUACGACGUAUAUAGGAAGAGCCUGGCAGCCAUUCUCUCGCACUGUUCUUAUGCAGUCUGGUCUUGACGAUUUGAUUGAUCCUGCCGGUUGGUUGCAGUGGAAUUCCUCGGACGUUUAUUUGGAUACCUUGUAUUUUGGUGAGUUUCAGAGUGGUGGUGAUGGUGCAGAUUUAUCUAAGCGUGUGAAAUGGCCUGGGUAUCAUAUAAUAAAUAAAACAGAUGAAGCAAAGCAGUUUACUGUUGGGAAUUUUCUUGAUGGGGGCUCGUGGCUUCCGAGCACUGGAGUUGCUUAUGAUUUGAGUAUUUUCUGA
Messenger RNA from Cryptomeria japonica (Japanese cedar), 666 nucleotides. Its product is annotated as pectinesterase. Gene Ontology annotation, molecular function: pectinesterase inhibitor activity; pectinesterase activity. The transcript has a single exon. The coding region runs from base 1 to 666 and encodes 221 amino acids. The record is from RefSeq and is a predicted model, not a curated record. Gene Ontology annotation, biological process: cell wall modification. NCBI's taxonomy places the organism in Eukaryota, Viridiplantae, Streptophyta, Pinopsida, Cupressales, Cupressaceae.